AUGCUAUUUAUGCGCAAAAUAAUUUCUGAAACUUACGCCCUCUCUCUUGCUUCCUGUUUGGAAUUUAAAUACCCCGAGCAAAUCACGUUAUUAGCAGGAGCUACAGAUAUUUCAUCAGAAUCUAAUGGACUUUUAGCUAAAGCUUCCAAAUUUAUUUUUCAUCCAGAUUUUGACUUUGAAACUAACGCUUUUGACAUCGUCGUUAUCGAAGUUCGAACUCCUUUCAUCGGCAAAAAUAUUAACCCUGUAAAACUUUCAACCCAAGGAAUGCCCAUGUACGAAGGACUUCAUGCUGAAAUUGCUGGAUGGGGAAACAACCAAGAUCCGUCUUCAGAAAACAUUUUACAUAAAGUUAGUUUGCCAAUCGUGGAUUUGGAGAAAUGUUCCGAAGCAUGGAAUCGUCAAAUACCUGAAACAGCGAUUUGUGCGGGGCAAGUUGGUUAUGAUACAUGUUCAAGCGACAAUGGAGGCGCCUUGGUUUAUUGUGGCUUACAAAUCGGGAUUAAUAUCAAAAAUUCUGAAAGCUGCGAUGGCGCAAAACCAGCUGUUUUUACAAAUAUCUCUCAUCCGGGCAUACGAUCAUUUAUCAGACAACAAACUGGAGUCUAA
This is a messenger RNA of Culicoides brevitarsis, 609 nucleotides long. Its product is annotated as chymotrypsin B-like. Gene Ontology annotation, molecular function: serine-type endopeptidase activity. NCBI's taxonomy places the organism in Eukaryota, Metazoa, Arthropoda, Insecta, Diptera, Ceratopogonidae. The record is from RefSeq and is a predicted model, not a curated record. The transcript is spliced from 4 exons. The coding region runs from base 1 to 609 and encodes 202 amino acids. Gene Ontology annotation, biological process: proteolysis.